This is a messenger RNA of Grosmannia clavigera kw1407, 2655 nucleotides long. Its product is annotated as extracellular serine-threonine rich protein. The record is from RefSeq and is a predicted model, not a curated record. The coding region runs from base 1 to 2655 and encodes 884 amino acids. The transcript has 2 exons. Lineage: Eukaryota; Fungi; Ascomycota; Sordariomycetes; Ophiostomatales; Ophiostomataceae.
AUGAAGGCUGUCACCGUUCUCUCCCUCGCGGCGGGUGCUACUGCAACUGGCUUCGGCAGUGGCAGCUCCUUUACCUGCCCCAGCAACCCCAAGGACAAGUGCUCGCCCAGCCAGUCCGGCGGCUGGACUUUUGACGAGCUUGACCUGGGUGGCUUCUCCAGCUUCAACGACUUUUCGUGGUCCGGCUUCAGCUGCGAGUCCCACGCGGGCAAGCGUUCGCGCGUCGAUCGUCGUGGCGGCAGCCGCUAUGCCGGUGGUUCUUGCAGCUCCGAGAUCUCUUCCUGCCCGUCGUUUGGCAGCACCGGCCAGUCCGAGUCCAGCAGCUUCUCCGUGAGCGAGAUCCACAUGUCGACUGAGUUCGACUGCGACCUCGACUUCCACUACGGCAUGACCGAUGGCUCUACCUGCAAGCAGCGCAGCAGCUGCUCCAGCGGCGGCUCCGUCAUCACCAACAGCCAGUGCGGUGGUGCCACGGCCGUCACCGUCGUCUACCCGUCGCAGACCGGCAAGCCCAAGCCCACCUGCAGCAUCAGCGUGUCCACCAUCUCUUUUGCCUGCAGCUCCACCACCACGCCGUCCACCAAGGCCACCACUUUCCCCAACGUUGGCCAUAGCACUUCCAAGGGCCACAGCACCAAGGAGCACAGCACUUCCAUCAAGACCACGCCGGCUCUUUCGGUCCCGACCAUCUCCCAGGGCUUUUCUACCGGCUUCUCUACCUCUGGCUUCCCUGGCUUCUCUACGUCGGUUGUUUCGGUCCCGACCGUUUCUUCCCCGGCUGUGUCGGUCCCGACCUUCCCCUCGAGCGUCUCUAUCCCGGGUUUGUCUUCUUCGGUUUCGGUCUCGGUCCCGGCUGUCUCUUCGCCUGCUGUUUCUUCUCCGGUCGUCUCAACGCCUGCUGGCCCCACUUCCGCUGUCUCUUCCCCGGUGAUUUCGUCGCCUGCUAGCUUCUCCUCGAUCGUCUCGGUCCCUGCUGGCUUCACCAACACCUCGGUCGUGUCUACGCCUGCCGUGUCCUCGCCUGCUGUGGGCACGCCCAGCAGCGUCGUGGUCGUGUCUUCGGUCCAGUCUUACACCACGUCGACCAUUUUCACGACGUCGACGUCGACGAUCAUCAGCUGCGCCUCGACCGUUACCAACUGCCCGGCUGAGUCCUACAAGACUACCGUGGUGACCGUUGCUGUGUCGACGACUGUCUGCCCCGUUACUGCUACCGAGACUGGUGUUGUGUCUACUUCAGCCACCGAGGCGGUCUCUUCGCCGGCUGUUUCUUCUCCGGCUGUUGCUUCGUCGACUGGUGUCGUUUCGUCGCCUGCUGUCUCUUCUCCGGCCGUUGCUUCGUCGACUGGUGCUAUCUCGUCGCCGGCCGUGUCUUCCCCGGCCGUUGCAUCGUCGACUGGUGCCGUUUCGUCGCCUGCUGUUUCUUCCCCGGCCGUUGCUUCGUCUACUGGUGCCAUCUCUUCGCCUGCUGUUUCUUCCCCGGCCGUUGCUUCGUCGACUGGUGCCGUUUCGUCGCCUGCUGUCUCUUCCCCGGCUAUUGCUUCGUCGACUGGUGCCGUUUCGUCGCCUGCUGUUUCUUCCCCGGCCGUUGCAUCGUCGACUGGUGCCGUCUCGUCCCCUGCCGGCUCUUCCCCUGCUGUGGGCACGUCUAGCACCGCUGCGGUUGUGUCUUCGGUUCAGUCAUACACCACCUCGACCAUCUUCACCACCUCGACGUCCACGAUCACCAGCUGCGCCCCGACUGUCACGAACUGCCCGGCCGAGUCCUACAAGACGACCGUGGUCACUGUUGCCGUUUCGACGACCGUCUGCCCCGUUACUGCCACUGAGACCGGUGCCGUGUCUGCCUCUGGCUCUGCCACCACGGCCCCGGCUGUUGUCGGCUCCACGACGAAGACUGCUGCUGUUGCCACAUCGACUGUGUCUGUGCCGUCUGUUGUGCCCCAGUGCCUGAACACAUGGAUGUUCUCGACCGGCUGCUCUGACAACACCGAUGCUGCCUGCUACUGCCCUGACGAGGUCUUCGUGAAGAACAUCUUCUCUUGCGUGUCUGCUCACGGUACGACUGACGAUGUCAUCUCCGAGGCUGUUGUCUUCUUCCAGGGUGUGUGCGCCGGCUACGCUGGCGGAAACCCUGCCAUUGUUACGGGUGCCGCGUCUGUGACAAGCACUCUGACUGCCACUGCCACCGCCUAUGUGACUGGUGCCACGUACACGACCGUGUUCGCGACUGCUACGACCGUUGUGCCGUGCACCGAUGCUUCGGGCUCGACGAUCCCCGGCUCCAGCACGACGGCUGUGGUCAGCACUGCGGCCACGGUGCCCCAGGUUGGCUUCGCCACGGGCGCGACUGGCUCUGUGGCCGUUGUCCCGGUCACCAGCGUUGCUACCUCGGUAGCGACCAACGCUAUCGUCGGCACAGCCCCAGUUGCGGCGACUGCUGCCACUGGUGCGACCUACGCCACGACGACUGCCGUGGUCCCGGGUGCGGCUAAGGGCACUGGUGCGGCGUCGGCCUCGGGCGCUGUCACUGGCACUGGUGCCUACAUUGUCCCCAAGCCGUCCAGCUCGAUUGUGGCGGUUAGCAGUGCUGGCCGCACCCAGGUCUUCGGCCUGGCCGGUGCUGCCGUGAUGGCAGUCCUGGCUCUCCUGUAA